Molecule: messenger RNA, 5125 nt
Organism: Paecilomyces variotii
Lineage: Eukaryota; Fungi; Ascomycota; Eurotiomycetes; Eurotiales; Thermoascaceae
Product: putative Rho guanyl nucleotide exchange factor
Exons: 3
Coding region: 292-4878 (1528 amino acids)
Molecular function (GO): guanyl-nucleotide exchange factor activity
Source: RefSeq, a predicted model, not a curated record
CCCGGGGAGAGGUAAACAACGGCACAGCUAAGUAUCUCGACAUCGAACCCCUCCUCCUGCUCUUCCUUUCCUCUGCCUUCAAGCUUCAGCUUCAGCUUCUCAUGGAGGUCACCACGCGCGUUCCUGACCGUCUGCGCUCCAUCGUCCCGGUGUGAGGAAGCCGUCGCCCGCGAUCGUGUGUGAUUUCCAUCUCUAUCUAUCUCUGUCAUUUCAAGUCAAUGCGUCCGCCCGCCGUCCCCGCCUGAUCUGUGUCGAAACGCGAUCCCAGAAGGUGCGCUGCUCCGAUCAGCCAUGGCCGCAGCGUCCAACUCGCUGUCGACCCUGCCGUUGGAGCAGUUGUCGCUCUACCACGCUGUUGAUCCAUUCCUGUCUUCUAUCCUUAUCUUUCAUGGCCCCGUUGCGACUGCCCAUGCGACCGUCAGCAGCUCCCGCAUCCAGGCGCACAUCUUCACGCCUGCCGGCUUCCAAAGCUACCCCCGCAUCGCCAUUUCCCCAGCGGCUCCCUUGUACGCUGCAGUCAACCACCUCCCCCGUGAGAAGCAGGGCGAUGAGGUAUGUCGCGGUCUGGCAGUCUGUAUACUCAAGUACUUUGCGGAGCUGUCCAGUCCCGUCAAAGAGUGUCUCGUGGAGACGGCCAAAGCUGGAAAGCCUGCGGGCAAGGUACCCAAACUGUUCGAUGAGAUGCACGCUGCAGAGCUGGCGAAUCGCAUGACAAGGGUCGAGAACCCGUCAGAGAUCAUUCGCAAUUUGCGUGAAGCUUAUCGGGAGCGCAAGGUACCAUGGAUCGACAUCGACGUGGUUCUGCCUGUUGGGACUAUACGGUCUACAGAGCGGCAGGACAGUCCAGAGGACGAUCUUGAUGAUGCCCCGGACGAUCAAUAUGGUAAAUACAGUCCACUCAUCCAGUCUUUGGGAGAGCCCAUAUUCCUCCCGACGUCGCGCCUGCGACGAGCUCCAUCUCAACCCACAAACCUCAGCAAGUCGAAGCUCUUCUCCAAAAGCCAGAAGGAAGCACUCCGGUUGGCUAUGUGUGAGGUGGUCGACACCGAAGAGAGAUAUGUCGCGAAGCUGUAUGACUUAGUCCAUAACGUCGUGGAGGAAUUCCGGGCGAAGGCUCGCGCGAGAUCAGCCUCCAGUACGAGCCCUGAUGAAACUGCCCUGGAGAAGCUAUUCCCUCCAUGCCUGAACGAGAUCUUGGAGGUCAACAUGGGUUUUCUACAUGUGAUCCGCCAGAUCCUAGAGGACACGGAGAAAGACGCCAUUGCUGAUCUGGCGGGCGACACGGAGCUGCAAGCGUCGGUCUCGAGUCGAGCUUCAACAAGAGAUGUAAAUGAUCCGGUCGGUGCUGCCGCAUUCGCAAAUGCACUCCUGGAAUGGUUUCCGUUAUUCUCGCGGCCGUAUGCGGACUAUAUGCGGGCCCAUACUGGAUUUACCCGAACAUUGAACGCGUUCCUAAGAGACAACAACUCCAGCUUCUCAAGAAGAGUGCAUGAGACAGGGGAACAGCGAUUGCGCUCGCUUUUGAUGGAGCCAGUGCAGCGGUUGCCUCGAUACAGUCUUUUGAUAGAUACAAUGACCAGCAGCUUGCCCUUGGUUCACCCGGCCGUGAAACCGUUUCUCAAGGCGCGAGACGUCAUCAAGGAUAUAUGUUCGUUAGACAGCUCUUCCUCGACCGACAACUCCAAAGCCCUGGAACUGCUCAGAGCCCUAGUCGAUGACUGGCCCCUGUCCGUUUCUCCAGCCGGACGCUUGAUCACUGCUGUUGAUUUCAGUGAGAUUCCGCCACCUUAUCGAAUUGACAGCCCGGCUGCAAAACCAAGUUCGGGCCUCAUGCUACUGUACAAAGAUUGCCUCAUAUUUUUGUCCAAGGCUCAAGGGACUAAAGCCAGUGCCCGUGGCCUCUUGGCAGAGCUCGAUCAACCUUCACCAACAUGGUCUCCUGGAGAAUUGAGAUUCGCAAGGGUCUUGGAUCUCCAGGGCACGCGCUGGAUGCAGUCUACCUGUGGACGGAUCCUGUACCUCAUUCCCUCAAUGACUAUCCCUGAAGGGGAAGAACCCGACAGGGCUCUGCAUGUACUGGAGCUGUCAGGCAUGUACGAAGGUAGAGCUAAUCGUCUUGUCGAGGAGAUGGUCAAGGCGAAGAUAGAGGGCAGAUUCUCCGAGCAGGAACGGGAGGACGGAAAAUGGACCCUGAGAAGUCCGUCAGGGACAUUUAGCAAUAUCGGCAUUUUGGCGUCCGUUUUCGAGGAAGACAAUGCUGGCACUAUGAAGAGGACCGGGUCUUCGAACAUCAGAAUCGUCUUUGAUAUCCCCAAGGUGAUUCGACAGAAGACUUUGAGUAGCAGUUCUGACCUCGACGUGAUAAUCUCCAUAUCAUCUCUCGAUGAAGAUCAGUACAGGCUGGAUAUCGAUUCUGUCGUUGGUACAUCUACCACAGACAUUGUGUCAGUGGAUAUCUUCAUACCAGUUUUAUCGAAGAGACUAUCGAAUCUCGUCUCACAUUUAUAUCAUCCCCAACACACGGUAAUGACCGAGCCAGUUGUCUACUCAAACUUCGAGAUCCUCCGAUACAUAGCCGGUCAUCUCCUAUCACAAGCAAAGGUCCCCCGCGGCCUGCGCCCACCUUCACCUUCCAAAAUGCUCUCAUCUCUCUGGGGUGGAGGCCAGUCCAAAGAGACCGUCACGCCCUUGAAAUCCCCGGUUCCUCUACUGGGCGAUGUCCCAAAGAUAUCUCCCACAAAGUCUACCUUUAAUAGACCCGAUACACCUUCAUCUCUUACUAGCGCUCAGGAGAAACAGACCCACAGGAUCUCUGUGGUAGAAAGCGAUGCGGACCGCCAUGUAAAAUCGUUGGAGCAAACAUUCUCCGCGUAUAUUCUCUCUCUGCGUUCCAGAAGCGGAAAUAUUGUGGGCCGCAUACUUCGUGCACGCGACAACGUCGACAGAACUGCGGUCAAUGAGCUCUACAAUAUUUUGCUUGAAGAUCCCGGGAAACUACAGGCAGCUGCUGAGGUCUCUGUAGAUGUUCUCUUUGUUUCAUUUGAGACCUUCAUUUCCAAUGCAUGGAGAGACCACAUGGGCCCUGUCAUUCCCAAUUCAACGCUGGAGCUCAUCCAGAGCAAGUUCGAUGCCAUGUUCUCAGCAGACUUUAAUGAAUUCUUCCGGCAAAUGAUGGGCGACAUGAGUCCACAAAACCGACGCGCUCUCUCCGCGAUGGUGCGGCUUCUUGCUGAGCUUCUGGAUGCUUCCGGCAAUGAUGGUGAUCGAGGCGCUCUGACAGCCGCUUUUGCUGAAGUUCUCACUGAGAGCGGUGAUCCAAUGCGGUAUAUCUCUCUCUUGGAUCGCCUUGUCGAUGACUACGAGAAUUUGUUCGAAGAUUCCGCUCCUCCCAGUGCUUCCCUCGACGGUGCUUUCCCGAAUGAUUCGAGCAGUGCGCUGAAUAAGAGCCAGUCUCUUAGUGUCAGUUCCGUGAACUCAAAUACCUCAUCAUUUAGGAGACGCUUUGGCUUCGGACUACAUCGUGAGAAUUCAAAGCAUGAGGGAGAAAGUAAAGUCUCUUCGAUCCUUCGGACAUUGAGCAAGACCAAAGGCUCUGGUGAAUCCUCCGAGCCAAGUACACCUAAAGGGACAUUAUUGCGCUCUAAAUCAACCGACACAGACACAAGGUUGGGCAACUAUCUACGUCCAACAUCUCGAGACCGUCCCGCGGUAUACGGCAUAUUUUCUGAUGAACAAGAGCGGCCAGGAAGUGGGCACAGCAACACUUUGCUGGCAUCCAUUGGAGAAGUCCCAUCGCACCAGGAAAAUCCAAAGCCUAGGAGAAAGCGCAGAAGCUCCCUUUCCGACCUAAGACCAAUGACAGCCUCAAGUGAUGACCCUAUUCCUGUUCACACGCCUAGGCCUGUAACUCCGGUAACUCCUCCGCCACAAUGGCCUCGGUCGGAAGUGGCAGCCACGCCAAAAGAGACAAGGCCACGAAGCAGCCAUGCCAGCAAGUCACCUUCAAGGGUCUCCUCACCGACGAGGACGGGCUCGCCAACGAGAGCGGCUGGGACCCCAAGGAGAGAGUCCCCAACCCGCUCCAACUUGUCAAGCCGGAAAGAGAAUGCCUACAGCAGACCUACGUUGAUGGAACGAGCUGUUAAUAAGAGAUCCGACGAGCCGCCGGCACCAAAUGAGAGUCCGAAAAGAAAGACGGAUAUGCCUGGCACUCCUCAACGGAAGAGUGCUGGGCUCAGGGAACGCCCGACGCUGGCGAAUGGGUUCGAAUCACCAAAACGGCCCCAUUCGAUGUCCUCACCACCGAAGGUCCAGAAGCUUCGGAUGCAGAGUCCCCAGAAGCUUCGAGAGCGUCUCGCGAAUGAGAAGAAAGUACAGGCAGCAGCUGAAGCGGGCUUCAAAACUGAAUUGAUGCUCAUCGGAGAUGAGCUAUCUGCUCUGAAGCUCUCACCUACAUCUGACGCAGAUGUGAAAAGUCCCAAUGGUCGCGCCCAAGAUGCUAAUGCAUAUCUCUCCGGCCGCUUCCGAGAUCUGGAGUCGAGAUUCUCUUCCAUGUCUGCCGAUCUUAGUGGUCGAACAACUGCCAUUGAGAAAGACCUAGAGACGUCUCUGAUUGUCAGCGAGAGAAGGGCGAAAAAGCUAGAUGAGCUCUAUCGCGAGGCCAGCGCUGAGAAUGAAGCACUAUAUGAACGUUUCAACACAGAGCUCUCUCGGGUGGUGAAAGACGUUCGUCUGGGUAAUGGCGAAAGUGCCUUAAAAGACCAGCUGAGGGAAGCUUUGGAGGAGCUAGGCAGGGUCAAGAAAGAGAAUCUGCGCCUGAAGAGAGAAGUUGGGGGACUGCGAGCUCAGCAGAUGGGCAUUCCCGCAAAACACGAAUAAUAAUCGAGGGGUGGCUGCCUAACCACCUUAUGAUCCUCUCGAACUUACGGGGAAAUACUUCACCUUCUCCAUUAUCACAACUUUACUUUUUCUUUUUCUUUUCUUGCAACAUGAUGUUGGACGGAACUUCCGACUGACUUUGCUCCAGUGCGUGCGUUUCUGCGAUGCACUCUGUCACACUGCGCCUUCGCGUUUUCUUUUUCCUUUGGUCACAGCGAUAAUUGGUCAUUGGUCUGCAAUACCUGCU